This is a messenger RNA of Mycosarcoma maydis (corn smut), 381 nucleotides long. Its product is annotated as putative profilin. The transcript is spliced from 3 exons. Gene Ontology annotation, molecular function: actin monomer binding. Gene Ontology annotation, cellular component: cell cortex. The record is from RefSeq and is a predicted model, not a curated record. Bases 1 to 381 code for a protein of 126 amino acids. Lineage: Eukaryota; Fungi; Basidiomycota; Ustilaginomycetes; Ustilaginales.
AUGUCUUGGCAAGGAUACGUUGACACAAACCUGGUCGGCACGGGCAAGAUCAGCCAGGCUGCCAUCAUCGGUCUCAAAGGUGGUGUUUGGGCGACCAGCUCGGAUUUCAAUCUCACUGCCGAAGAGCAAAAAGCAAUAAUUGCCGGCUUCGACGAUCCCUCGGGCUUGCAAGCUGGUGGUGUGCGUGCUAACGGCAAAAAGUUCUUCACACUCGGUGUCACACCAAGGACGAUUUACGGAAAGCAAGGUGGAGACGGACUGGUAGCGGUCAAGACCAACCAAGCCGUGCUCGUAUGCGUUUACAUGGCACCGAUCGUCCCCGGCGAAGCCAACAAGGUCGCUGAGGGUCUCGGUGACUACCUCGUCAGCGUCGGCUACUGA